Molecule: messenger RNA, 1359 nt
Organism: Lecanosticta acicola
Lineage: Eukaryota; Fungi; Ascomycota; Dothideomycetes; Mycosphaerellales; Mycosphaerellaceae
Source: the annotation of a GenBank genome assembly
AUGCCGCGAAGCGCCGGGUUCAAUUCCACUAUUCACAAGCGCCUACUUGAUGAGGCGAAAAGCCAGCCUACUCCUGGUUCAGUCCGCGGGCCUCUACCUUUUCUCAAUCCCACUCGAGCGCGUUUCCCUCUGGCCACGACCGCGCCGGACACUCUCAAAGCACCUGAAUCUACGGAGAGACCCGCCACGCAAGACGCGCAAGUAGAAUGGCGCGCGCGCGACAAUCGAAAGGGUACGGAUCUCAUGGUAGCUGAGUAGAACAUGAUGUUGACCACUGCCAGGUCGCCAUAUCUUGGUCGUCCCCCAUGACCACAAAUCCACCGACUCGCCACGGCUGACCCGAACGGCACCCGCCGUGCUGAGCGGCAUUUGGCGCAUGUGUACAGUCUUCGCCUGGUGGAAUAUCUCAUGGUGGAUUGGAGUGUUGUUCUCGGUAGGAAGUGCCAUCUUCGUCGUUUGCGGCUUCUUCUACUGGCUUCCAUUGGCAGCACCAAGCACCGAGUUCUCCGGUGAGUCGGUGACCGGUGGUGGUGUCACGGCUUUCAUCGGUGCUACUCUAUUCGAAGUGGGCGCGGUACUGCUCAUUAUUGAAGCGGUCAACGAGAACCAGACAGGCUGCUUCGGAUGGGCUGUGGAUCAGGCCAUUCGCGAUCACCCGGACUCAGACGCUGAAAAGCAGGGCUCGACGCGAGGUCAUGCUUAUCGUACAGAUUGCUCGCAUCAUCAUGGACGUAGUUUGCACCGCACCGCCCACCUUCAGCAUCCGGCAGCUGGUCGCAAGUGGGAAUGGUGGCCAACCUGGUGAGCCAAGGAAAGAGGUCAAAUGAAACAACACUGAUUUUGAUUCAGGCACGAACUCACGCAUCACUACUUCUUCGAGAUUGGAUUUCUCGCAUCUUUCACGGAAGCCGUCGGAGCAACGGUCUUCUACGUCAGCGGCAUCAUGUCACUCCCUGGCAUCUACGACAAGAUCUCUACGCCUGUACUCUACGGCACCUACUGGCUUGCUUACCUCGUCGGCGGCAUUCUAUUCAUCGUCAGCUCUGUACUGUACAUGUUGGAGACGCAAAAGACGUGGUGGAAACCUGCGCCAUCGGUCAUCGGCUGGUGGAUAGGAGUGUGGAACUUGAUUGGCAGUAUUGGUAAGUAUCUCUCGUUUCAUGUUCUUUUGGAUCGGUCCUGAUGAGAGCAGGUUGGACUUUGAGUGCCGCAUUCGGAUACUGCACGCCCAGCUGGUGCGAGUAUCAAAGCGACCUCUCACUCAUCUGGGCGAGUUUUGCGUUCUUGUUUGGCAGCCUGCUUCUCUGGUACGAAGCACUCGAUAAGUACCCGGUCAAGAGAGCAGCAAAGUACGAAUAG